AUGGCUGCCACCAGCCUCAGCUCCUGCUCCUGCCUGCCCAGGGCUACUGCAAAACCAGGAGGAGUACCAAGAUCUUCGUCGUACUACACCCAGCUGAACUUUUGCUCGAGGCAUCCCUUCGAGAAGGCGGCGGCAGCAGCUGCAGCCUUCCAGAAGCUCCCGCCCGAGCUCCUCCGGCUGAGCUACGCGGCGAGGAAUAACAAGCAUGCAAGAACUAGCUGCCGGCGGGCCACGGACAAUUACCAGGCGGCGCCGGCCGCGGCGCAAGAAACAACAGCCAACACCCCUCCUCCUCCAGCCUCUCCCGUUCCCAGCGCCGAGAGAUCCCCAGUAACGCCCGGCAGUAACGGCCAGCCGCAGCGCGCCGAGCGAGCCGCCGAAGCGGGCGGCGCGCGUGCUGGGCAACCGGAGUUCGGGAGCGGCGUGCUGGACGCGCUGCGCGAGGCGGACGCGAAGAAGGGCGGGGGCGGGCGGCGCGGGUCGCGGCUGCCCGAGGCGCCGGGCAACCUGUUCGACGACAGCAAGCGCGGGAUGCCCAAGGAGGGGUGGACGUUCGAGCUGCCGUUCGGGUUGGACGUGUUCAUCGUCCUCGUCUCCUUCACGCUCAUCACCACCAUCAUGUUCGGCACCGCCUUCCUCGUGUGGAAGCUUGGCGCCAUACACUUCAACGAGUACUAG
This is a messenger RNA of Miscanthus lutarioriparius, 678 nucleotides long. Lineage: Eukaryota; Viridiplantae; Streptophyta; Magnoliopsida; Poales; Poaceae. The record is from the annotation of a GenBank genome assembly.